Pantherophis guttatus is the source of this 2956-nucleotide messenger RNA. RefSeq names its product leucine rich repeat containing 14 (gene LRRC14). Gene Ontology annotation, cellular component: cytoplasm. Gene Ontology annotation, molecular function: protein binding. The record is from RefSeq and is a predicted model, not a curated record. NCBI's taxonomy places the organism in Eukaryota, Metazoa, Chordata, Lepidosauria, Squamata, Colubridae.
UAUAGGUGGUCCUCGACUUACGACCACGACGGACCCCCAAAUUUUCCAUGGCUAAGACGAAGUGAGCUUUGUCCCAUUUUGUGACUUUUCUUGCUUACGGCUGUUAAGUGAAUCCCUGCGGUGGUUAAAUGACAUAACAUGGUCGUUAAGUGAAUCUGGCUUUCCCAUUGUCUUUGCUUGUCGGAAGGUCGCAAAAGAGGAUCACGUGACACCACCCCCACCCCUGGGAUGCUGCGACCGUCGUAAAUAUGAGUCGGUUACCGAGCGUCUGAAUUUUGAUCAGGGGACCUGCAAUGGUCAUUUAGCCAUGGAGGAAUCCGAAGAGAAGCGUUUUGAAGAGGAUACAGUAUAGAAAAGCUACCUUUCCUGAGAAAGUCAACUCAUUUUGGAUAGCUCUGCUGACCAAGUCAGAAGAAGCAGCACCAGAAAUCCUUAAGAGUUGGAAGUGCUGAAUCUACUUUUUGGAUACCGUGUGAGUCCUUGAGGUCAUCUCUCCCCAGAGAGAGAUUAGAGUGUCAUCAGAGCAGCUGUCCGUGGAGAAAAAAAAUCCUUCUCUUAUCCCAAGACAUCAGGAAACUUCCAGGACCUGAGAAGGAGUGGCAGAACCUGGAGGCGGUGUGUAAAGCGGAAUCGGCCUAGAAUCCCUACGUAGCCCCAAGCGGACUCAAUCCAACCUUUUUUGACUGCCGUUGACCAUUAUCUCACUUCAGCAGCGACCUUCUGGCUUGCGCCCCCCAUCCAGUUGCUGCCAUGUAUUCCCUGGUCUUCCUCUGUGCCCAGAAGGUUGUCUCCCACUACUUAACCUUGCAAGAUGCCCUGGGCUUCCUCCCGAAGGAGCUGUAUCCCGUCCUGUUCAAGGCCGCCUUCAUGGAUAAGAGAACUCCAUCGCUCCAGCAAUUGGUGCAGACCUGGCCAUUCCCCAUCCUCAGUUUCCAGAAACUCUUGCGCAAAUGUCAGCAUUGUGAACGGGCCCUGAUCCGGGAGAAACCGAAUAAGUUGUGUAUUCAGGCCAUUAUUCUGGGGGUGGUGACGUAUCUCCUGAAGAUGCUGGAGGAUCGAACGUGUAGUAAGAGCAAGGGGCAGCGCUUGCAGAUCCUCGACAUGACAGGCCUCCAGGACGAAGGGCAGGGCCCAGAGAGCAUGAGCCUGUGGUCCAGGACGGUCACACUGGCCAAGGCUUGCCUGGACAUCUCCAAGCAGCAGAGCAAGUACCUGAAGCGUUCCUCCAAACGGAGGAAGGGCCCCUACAGCAGCUCCGUGGCCCUGCCGGCACCGCAGCCCGUGUCCGUGGACGUCUGGGUGGACCUUUUUGUCAACAGCACCUCCUACGUGGUGCUGAAAGAUGCCCUGCAGAUCAACAGCGGCAACGCCCUGCGCCUGCGCUGCCGGGACUUCCGGGCGGAGGAGCUCUCCAUCGCCAGCACCGUGGGCCUGCUGGAGUUCCUAGACCCCGCUGGGGUCCGGCAGGUGGACCUGCGUUUCAACAACCUCGGGCUCUCCGGCCUCAGGGUGGUCCUGCCGCACCUGACGAAGUUCACCAACCUGGCCAGCCUGAAGCUGCCCUACAGCAACAUUGACGUCCGGCGCCUGACAGUGGGCAUGGAAGGGAGCCUGCAGUACUUCGCCAACCAGCUCAGCCGCCUCACCUGCCUCAAAGAGCUGAACCUGGGCUCCUCCAGGCUUUCGGGCAAGCUGCGGCAACUCCUGGGGGACCUGCGAAGCCCUUUGGAGAGCCUGGAGCUGGCCUUUUGCUACCUGCUGCCCAACGACUUCGCCUACCUCUCCCAAAGCCUCCACACCUCGGCCCUGAAGAAGCUCGACCUGAGUGGCAACAACCUGUCCGACAGCCUCCUCCAGCCUCUGCAGGGCCUGCUGACCGAGGCCGCCUCCACUUUGCUCCACCUGGACAUCAUGGAAUGCCGGCUGAUGGACACCCACCUGAACCUGCUCCUGCCCGCCCUCUGCCGCUGCACCCACCUCCGCUACCUGGGCGUCUUCGGCAACCCCAUCUCGGCCAAGGGAGUGAAGAACCUGCUCCACAAGACAGUGGGCCUCUUGGACUUGCGGCUGGUCAUCUACCCCUACCCCGUGGACUGCUACGGAGACGACCUGCCCUGGCCCCCCACCUCUUCCAACCUGCUGAAUGGUUCCGUGGACGAGGAGAAGUUCUCCCGAGUCAGCAACGAACUCCAGCAGAUGCUGCUGAGCGCUAACCGGGGAGACGCCAUCUGGACCACGAACCUCUGUCGCCACAACAGCCUCGACUAUUUCAGUUUAUAGCCCCGUUGGGCGUCGGUACUCUUCUACUCCUAAAUCUGGAAUAAAGCCCCUCCUCUUCCUCUCUUGUCAGUAAUCUGAGCCCACCUGGCAGUCCCGGCAGGUGUAAACCAGAAGCCGUGCCCGGGGUAACCCUGCAAGCAGCCUCUUUAGAGCCUGCAGGGAGGUUUUCCUGAAACCUGGAAACACACUCUGCCAAUUGUGCUGGGCCCUCAAGGAGCCGGUGAACAGGAGCCGCCUCGCAGGGAUGGGGAAGGAGGCACACAGCUGGGGCAGAGGGGGGCAUUGUGCUCUCUCUCCAUCCCUGCUGAAGGGGGAUGCCAGCCCAGAAUAUCUGUCCCAACCAUGUUUGUUUUUUUUCUUCAAUUGCAGACCAUUUCCAGUGCAUGUAGCAAUGGGAGGGAGGGGGUCAUUUUCCUGGUUGUUCGAUUAUUAUUUUUUUUACUUCUAUACAUCAGAAUGUAGCAUUGUGUUGUUGUGGGGUCUGAAAUAAGAGGGUGCAGGUGGGUUCCUUUCCCCUGUGUUGUUUGCCCUCUCGCGUUGUCGGAUAAGGUGGGAGCAAGCAAGUUGUGGAUCUCGAGUUUAGAGGGAAACCUCGUUUUAUGAUGGGCGGCGGGAGGGGAAAAGAUGACACAACAGCUUUUAUCUUGAAAUAAAAGACGAUGCCUCUCGGAGCAAA